UGGGAAGGUGUGGUUGCAGAAGGAGCUAAAACCUUCCCAGCUCCUGUGGUUCCAGCUUCUUGGAAGGGAGAAUUCAGCACUCUUUUGCUACCUGUUAGUGAACAAGGGCAGUUGGGCUUUGAUGCUGAGCCAGAGACCCUCCAACAAUGAGUUCCUGGAACUUGGGGAGCAAGAACCUUGUGCAGUACCGCAGGCACUUCCUGGUGGACAACAGUGUGUUCCAUGUUGAAAGAUGCAUGAGUGUAAUGCAGUCCGGGACACAGAUGAUCAAACUGAAGCGUGGGACCAAAGGACUCGUUCGGCUCUUUUACCUGGAUGAGCACCGCACCCGUCUCCGGUGGCGACCCUCUAGGAAGAAUGAGAAAGCAAAAAUAAUUAUCGACUCCAUUUACAAAGUCACCGAGGGCCGGCAGUCUGAAAUAUUCCACAGACAAGCUGAGGGAAACUUUGACCCCAGCUGCUGCUUCACCAUCUACCAUGGCAACCACAUGGAGUCCCUGGACCUCAUCACCUCCAACCCCGAGGAGGCCCGCACCUGGAUCACAGGCCUCAAGUACCUCAUGGCCGGCAUCAGUGACGAAGACUCUCUUGCCAAACGGCAGAGAACCCAUGACCAAUGGGUGAAGCAAACCUUUGAGGAAGCUGAUAAGAAUGGGGACGGCUUAUUGAAUAUUGAAGAGAUACACCAAUUGAUGCAUAAACUAAACGUCAACCUGCCCCGAAGAAAAGUCAGACAGAUGUUUCAGGAAGCUGAUACGGAUGAGAAUCAAGGAACUCUGACAUUUGAAGAGUUUUGUGUUUUUUACAAAAUGAUGUCAUUGAGACGGGAUCUUUAUUUGUUGCUCUUGAGCUACAGUGACAAGAAAGAUCACCUAACUGUGGAAGAACUGGCUCAGUUUUUGAAGGUGGAGCAAAAGAUGAAUAAUGUGACUGCAGACCACUGUCUUGACAUCAUAAAGAAGUUUGAAGUUUCAGAAGAAAAUAAGGCAAAAAAUGUUCUUGGCAUAGAAGGCUUCACGAACUUCAUGCGAAGUCCAGCUUGUGACAUAUUUAACCCAGCUCACCAUGAAGUGUAUCAGGACAUGGAUCAGCCCCUCUGUAACUACUACAUUGCUUCCUCCCACAAUACAUACCUGACUGGGGACCAGCUCCUCUCUCAGUCCAAAGUGGAUAUGUAUGCCCGGGUGCUACAGGAGGGCUGCCGCUGUGUGGAAGUUGACUGUUGGGAUGGCCCAGAUGGAGAGCCAGUGGUACACCACGGUUAUACCCUCACUUCAAAAAUUCUCUUCAGAGAUGUGGUGGAGACCAUCAACAGGCAUGCCUUUGUGAAGAAUGAGUUUCCAGUUAUUUUGUCCAUCGAGAAUCAUUGCAGUGUCCAGCAGCAACGGAAGAUCGCUCAGUACCUGAAGGGAAUAUUCCGAGACAAACUGGACCUGUCCUCUGUAGACCCAGGAGACUGCAAGCAACUUCCGAGCCCUCAAAGUCUGAAAGGCAAAAUCCUAGUGAAGGGCAAGAAGUUGCCUUAUCACCUUGGGGAUGAUGCGGAGGAAGGGGAAGUCUCUGAUGAGGACAGUGCAGAUGAAAUUGAAGACGAGUGCAAGUUCAAGCUCCAUUACAAUAACGGGACCACUGAACAUCAGGUAGAAUCUUUCAUAAGGAAAAAACUGGAGUCGCUGUUAAGAGAAUCUCAAAUUCGAGACAAAGAAGAUCCUGAUAGUUUCACGGUGAGGGCACUAUUGAAGGCCACUCAUGAAGGCUUAAAUGUCCAUCUGAAGCAGAAUCCAGAUGUAAAGGAAAGUGGAAAGAAAUCACAUGGACGAUCCCUCAUGACAAACUUUGGAAAACAUAAGAAAGCCACAAAAUCGCGGUCUAAAUCCUACAGUACGGACGAUGAGGAAGACACACAGCAGAAUCCUGGCAAGGAGUGUGGCCAGCUGUACAGGUUGGGCCGGCGAAGGAAAACUAUGAAGCUCUGCCGAGAACUCUCCGAUUUGGUGGUGUACACAAACUCGGUGGCAGCCCAGGACAUUGUGGAGGAUGGAACCACAGGAAAUGUAUUAUCCUUCAGCGAGACAAGAGCGCAUCAGGUGGUUCAGCAGAAAUCCGAACAGUUCAUGGUUUAUAACCAAAAGCAGCUCACAAGGAUUUACCCCUCUGCCUACCGGAUUGACUCCAGCAACUUCAACCCCCUGCCCUACUGGAACGCAGGUUGUCAGCUAGUGGCACUGAACUACCAGUCCGAAGGGCGAAUGAUGCAGUUAAAUCGAGCCAAAUUCAAGGCAAACGGCAAUUGUGGCUACGUCCUCAAACCUCAACAAAUGUGCAAAGGUACUUUCAACCCUUUCUCUGGUGACCCACUUCCUGCCAACCCCAAAAAACAACUCAUCCUGAAAGUAAUCAGUGGCCAGCAGCUCCCCAAACCUCCAGAUUCCAUGUUUGGAGACCGAGGCGAGAUCAUUGACCCCUUUGUUGAAGUUGAAAUUAUUGGAUUGCCUGUAGAUUGUUGUAAAGAUCAAACUCGUGUGGUGGAUGACAAUGGAUUUAACCCUGUGUGGGAGGAAACGCUGACAUUUACAGUACACAUGCCCGAAAUAGCUUUGGUUCGCUUCCUUGUGUGGGAUCAUGAUCCCAUUGGCCGAGACUUCGUUGGACAAAGAACUGUGACCUUCAGCAGCUUAGUACCUGGCUACCGACAUGUCUAUUUGGAAGGACUGACAGAAGCAUCUAUAUUUGUCCACAUAACAAUCAAUGAAAUCCUUGGAAAGAACAGACAGCUCCAAGGGCUGAAGGGACUGUUCAAUAAGAAUCCCAGGCACACUUCAGAGAACAAUUCCCAUUAUGUCCGCAAGCGGUCAAUCGGAGACAGAAUUCUGCGACGCACAGCCAGUGCCCCAACCAAAGGCAGGAAAAAGAGCAAAAUGGGCUCCCAAGAAAUGGUAGAGAUAAAGGAUUCUGUGUCUGAGGCCACGAGAGAUCAAGACGGCGUCCUGAGGAGGACCACACGAAGUCUGCAAGUUCGCCCUGUCUCUAUGCCGGUUGACAAAAGUCUUCUAGGAGCGCUGUCGCUGCCUGUAUCUGAGACAGCAAAAGACUGUGAAGGCAAAGAAAACUCUCUGGCAGAAGACAAGGAUAGCCAAAGGAAAGGGAAGGCAAGUCUAAAAGACCAACACUUUCACGUUUUCAACAAAAAGUUAUCUUCUUCCUCCAGCACUCUCCGCCACAAAGACACCAUCCAAGGGAGCUCCAGGGUUUCUACUGCCAAUGAGUCAACUACAGGAGAACUGUUGGGAGUGCCAGACCCUAAGGGUGGGAGAACCAAAUCAAAUGUGGCGAAUGAUUGCCAGGAAAACCACUGUCCCAGCAAGUCCCUCACCCCAAAGAUGCACUUGGGUCCUGAUCCUGCAGUCGGCCUCACACAAGAUCUGUGUGGUGUGAAAACCAAGGAAAACAGGAACGCCGCAGGCUUUGUGGAAGGGAAAAGCCCGUUGUCAGGAAGGGUCCUUUCUCAAAGCAACCUGGAGAUUAAGAAUCUGGAAGGUACUAGGCAUCAGGGCAGAGCUGCAACAUCUUUUUCUCUGUCAGAUGUCUCCGUGCUCUGUGCCGGUGUACCUGACUUACAUUCAACUGCAGUUAUGCGGGAGAGUGGGAUUUCCCAACUUAUUGAUGAUGUCACAUUAACAAACGAGAACAAGCAGGGCAGUUCCAUCUCGGCAUUGAUUGGCCAGUUUGAUGAGACCAGUGAUCAGGCUAACCUCACAGUUGCUUCUCAUCUUCAUAAUACCAGUGUGAUGUCAGGUCAUCCUCCCUUACCCACCAUGGGCCUAAAAAUGCCCUUCAAGCAUGGCUUUUCCAAAGGAAAGCCCAAGUCAUCCUUCCCAUGCUCACCUCCUGAGCCUAUUGCAUUCUCCAGCCCCGAGACCACAGAACAUGUGACAUACACAGCCAUUCACAAAACCACCUGCACCCCUGUCUCUAAAACCAAACUAGAUGAUGAGCUUUCUGGGAAGGCCAAGGCAGGGACUAUGGAUGGCCAUCUGCCUGGGUCCCCUCAUCCUUCUCAUUGCUGGUUGCCAACAAGUCCCAGCAAGGGAAAAGACUGGAACAUCCUGAACAGCUGCAGCUCCACCACAUCCACUGAUUUCACACUGAAAGACAUGGGUGUUGAUCCCGCUGUCUGUUUAAACUCUGCAGAGAGCAGUCUUGUGGAAAUCGAUGGAGAGUCAGGCAAUCUCUCGCUAAUGACCUGUGACUAUAGGCGAGGGGCCACAAGCCCACUUGCUUCUCCUUUAAAGCCGAAUCAUAGCCAGGAGGUGGUGGAACACUUUCCAAGGAGUUUGAGGAAUGGCUACUGUAAAGGGUCUCUCCCCACUCCUGUUCCUGAAAUAGUCAACAAUAUCCGAGAUGUUGACUAUCAAAAGACUUCUUGUCUAGCCUGUCAGGGUGCUGGCUUUGUGCAUAACCAUUUCUCAAAUCCAGACGCAAAAGUGAACCUGACCUGUGUGCCCCUGCAGUCUAGCGUUCAAGACGUGCAUGCUCCUGUCCCCAGGUCCUCGGCCCAUCUCCCUCUGCCUCCUCUGAGACUGCCCAGCCCUUGCAAAUCCAAAAGUCUGGGGGACUUGACGUCAGAGGACAUUGCCUGCAAUUUUGAAAGCAAGUACCAGUGUAUUAGUAAGAGUUUUGUCCCAACCGGCACAAGAGACAAGAAGGGAGUGCCCGUGAAGAUGAAGCCGUUGGUGCCUGCAGAUGCCCUGACGGAGCAGCUGAGGAGGCUCGUGUCCUUUGACCAGGAAGACAGCUGCCAAGUGCUGUAUCCAAAGCAAGAGGCGAAUCAGCUCCCCAGGGCACUGGUCAGAAAGUUGUCAUCUAGAAGUCAGAGCAGAGUACGCAACAUUGCCAGUCGUGCCAAGGAAAAACAGGAAGCCAACAAGCAAAAAGUUGUGAACCCCAGCCACGUGGGGGGAGUGGUGCUUAGAAACAAGGCCUUGGCGCCCCCGUCUGCUGUGAACCGACACUCCACGGGCUCCUACAUCGCGGGCUACCUGAGUAAUCGCAAAGGCAGUGGCCUUGAAGGCCGAGGCAUCCCAGAGGGGGCAUGUAUGGCCCUGAGCUAUGGCUACGUCGACCAGUUUUGUUCAGAUAAUUCUGUUUUGCAGACUGAGCCAAGCGGUGACGACAAACCAGAAAUCUAUUUUCUCUUGAGACUGUGAACGACCUAAAGUUGCAUCUUCAAUGUUUACAAAGUAGUCUGUAGGGUGUCAAAGCUUUCCCCUUCUCAGUCAGUGUGGUUCUUGGCUUGGAGAUGAUUUAAAAAUGUAUUUUUAAACUUGUAUUUUAAUCUCUCUUUGACUUGAUGUAUUCUUCCUUCCCGGCUACGCGUUUGUACAUAGACCUGGUGCCAUUUUGCUCGCGUGUGUGAUCUUUCUCCCUGAGUUGUUGUAAGCUGUGUUGGUAUGAAACACCUGCAUGCUGUGCUGUAGCUGUGAAACUCCUCAGCAGCUUGAGUUAUAAUGUACCUAUGUUUUGCCUAGAUGUCAUUUCUUGUCCAUCCUCCAGUCAUAGUCACAAACGUAGUCAUUUUUAACUCUCUGUUGAGUUAAGAAACUUUGCAGAGGACAGAGGGAUGGGUUCUUUAUUUUAAAGCCAUUACCGUUUUCUCCUUCUUUGUUCCAAAGCCCACAUGCAUUUUUAUAACUCAGUUAAAAGGUGUUUAAAAUAGUUACCUUGCCUCUUAAGAUUUCUUUACCCUUCCCAGGACUUGAGAGUUCCCGGAGGUUGGUAGCUGCUUCGUUCCCUUCCAUUUUAGAGUAGGGUCUGAGGGCCUGAAGAAGAAAGCAAACUUCUGUAUAUAAGGACAAAAUUAUUUGUUUUACAGAAAUUUUGUUACAUAUUUUUGCUAAUGGCUUUGUAUGUAACAAGAACACAGUUGCCAAGGUAUUUGUUGUACUUUUGAAUUUUCUGAUUAAAUUAUAGACCGCAAAUCAUAGCUUGACGGAACGAGAGACUAUGUCAGAUCCUGACAGUAAUAGUAGCACAAAUUAGACGCUUCCCCAAAGCUUUCAGGAAAAUAUUUUCUCCUAAUAAAAUCCCUUCCCUUCAGGGAGCCAAGCCAAGUAUAUUUUAGUACCAACAUGCAUUAUUUUCACUGUGAAUCCAUUUUUUACUACAUGUUCAGAUGUCCCUCCUGGCUUUUUUGUAACAUUAACUGCAAUGAUGUUCUUCUUGGAAUUCCUGAAAAUAUAA
Molecule: messenger RNA, 6240 nt
Organism: Loxodonta africana (African savanna elephant)
Lineage: Eukaryota; Metazoa; Chordata; Mammalia; Proboscidea; Elephantidae
Gene: PLCH1
Product: phospholipase C eta 1
Exons: 23
Coding region: 147-5207 (1686 amino acids)
Biological process (GO): release of sequestered calcium ion into cytosol; phosphatidylinositol-mediated signaling; lipid metabolic process
Molecular function (GO): calcium ion binding; phosphatidylinositol-4,5-bisphosphate phospholipase C activity
Source: RefSeq, a predicted model, not a curated record